GCAUAGGGGGGAGUGAAGAGAACAUGAAGAGCCGACAAAGUGAAGAAAAGCUUUGUUUUUGCAGCAUUACUACAACAUAUUUAUAACGUUUACAGCGGUGUGGUGCAGCGCCUGAUAUGAUUAGGAUGCAAACCAAAACCGAGGUAGAGGAGGCCAGCAGGAGACGGGCCAGACCCUGCCGUCGUGUGUUGGAUGCUCUGCUGUUAUGCACUGGGGAUAUGGAGCACGUGGAUGAGCAAAUGAAGGAAAAGUCAUUUGUGCUGCAGCUGGCCGUGUGGGGCCUGAGAGGGGUGGCCCGAGUGAUUCUGGCCAACAACCCGCUGAGCGGUGCUCUCAUCCUGGCUGCACUAUACUGGGCUUCCCCCUGGCAGGGCCUGCUGGGAACUCUGGGUAUACUGGCCUCAACGCUAACAGCUGUUAUCAUGGGACAAGACAGUGCUGAGGUGUCAGGAGGUCUCCAUGGCUUUAACGGCAUGUUGGUGUCUCUGCUGAUGGGAGUGUUUAGCUCGGCUGGAGACUGGUACUGGUGGCUUCUGCUGCCUGUCUGCUUGUGUUCAGUGACCUGUGUCUUUCUGUACAGUGGUCUCACAUCACUGUUGGUCCACUGGGACUUACCUGUGGCUGUGUUUCCAUUCAACAUUGUCAUCAUCCUCUACCUCCUUUGUACGGGCCCGAACAAUCCCUAUUUUCCGCACCACCCAGCUGUGCCACCAGGGGUGCUGCAACCGAAUGGAACCAAUGUCAUUGCAGUCGAGGUGUUGUAUGGCAUCCCUCUUGGUGUGGGUCAGAUCUUUGCCUGUGACGCGAUGGGACCCUCCCUUCUCAUCCUGGGAGCCGUUGUGCUCUACUCCCCGCUGCUGGCCGCCCAUGCUCUGCUGGGAUCAGCAGUCGGCACGCUGGCUGGUUUAUCCAUGGCGGUGAGUCAUGCUUCUCUGUACUCGGGUCUGUCUGGGUUUAAUGGAGCUCUGGGCUGCAUGGCCGUUGGAGGAUUCUUCACCUUCAGCUGGACGACCAACCUCUUCUCCAUUGCCAGCGCCUUCCUCUCUGCAUAUGCUGACAUCGCUCUGGGAAACCUGAUGGGAACUGUGGGUCUUCCAGCAUGCAGUUGGGCAGCUACUCUGACAGCUACAUUGAUGUUGCUGCUGACUGGCAGUUUAGCAGCAUACAGCAUCCCUAUCGGAAAGGUCAAGGCCCCUGAACACAACCUGAAGUCUGGCCACCGCCAGUGGACAGCCGGGAACACCCUAGAAAGAGACAGCAUUGUGUAGUGUGAGAACACACACACACAUCGUACAAACACACCGUGCACACACACACACACACACACACACACACACACGCACACAAACCCAAACUUAACACAUUAGUUUUACAGAAUUUGUUCCCAAAAAUGUACAAGAAGUAAUAGCGACAUUAUGGCUGAAUUUCAAAAAGAAACAUUUUGUUCCAACUGAGUGAAAUGACUCAAAAGUAUUUCAGCAGCCGCCAUAUUACAGUUUUUUUCAAUUGCAUAAACACUAAAAUCAAAAGUAUAACACAAUUAUCCAACCUGACAUAUAAGGAGCAAAACAUGGGCCCAGAUCUGCACCACUAUAAGCACAAUGUCAGCUUCACACUUUUUGUAAAACAAUACACACAGUGAUUUGCAAAACGCUAAACACACGUGUAUACAUUAAACACAGAAGUAUAUCAAGAUGUCACUUCCUUGCAAUUCCUAAGCACUGCCUAUCAAAUGACCACCCCAUGGGCCAAUUGGUUAAACACAGCCAUCAGGUGUUCAAACACAAGAGGAGAAGGCUGCGGCUGCGGCAUGAGUAAUGAUGUUGUGUGUGAUGUUGCAUACUGCAAACACAACUUUCAUAAUGUAAAUGUACUGUAUUCCAGACCUAUGCUUAACUACACAAUCUUGUCUUUCACUGUGAGUUUUACAGAUGGAUGCUGAGGAAAUCGCAUGAAUUCAUAUACAUAGAUGAGGCAGGGUUCAUAGGACAAAAUCAAAAAGGAGAGGCAGAAAUAUCAUUGGCCACGGGGCUAUAAUCAAUGUCCCAGGGCAACUUGGGGGCAACAUCACCUUUUGUGCUGCCACUACACAGAAUGGGGUCCACUUCCGUCAAGUCAACAUGGGCCCUUACAACACACCUCACAUUCUCAAAUGUUUGGACCGAUUACACAACAUCGUCACAGCAGUAAACCACAUGCACCAGAUGCAAUCCAUUGUCAUCUGGGACAAUGUGUCAUUCCACCGCUCUGCUCUGGUCAAGAACUGGUUUCAACACCAUCCACAGUUUACAGUACCAUACCUUCCACCAUACUCUCCAUCUCUAAAGAAAAUCCAAGAGUUUUUCUUGGCAUGGCGGUGGAGGGUUUACGAUCUCCGGCCCCAAGCUCAGGUACCCCUCAUUGAAACCUGUACUGAAUACAGAAUUUUCUGCUUGUCUGAUAUUUGUCGAGCUUACACUGUAAGGCACACUCCUGUAGUAGCAUGAAAACGGGGACAUGUUUUAUUUGAUAGUCCAUGUUGACAUGUUGACAGAUUUGGGGACAUUUUGAGAAAUAAAUUCAAUUUUCAUGGGACUUGAAUUUAUUGUAUAUUUGCACUUUCUCAGAGUACUUCAUUUACAGUAGUCUAAUCACUGAGAACUGGAAUUGCUAAAAGUGUUUAAGGUUAGCAACAGCAGUGUCUAACUGCUAAAUAAGCGUAUAGUUUUUACAAGAGUGUUUCACAAAGGAUCUGAGGUGUUCUGCUGAUUGGGUGUGUGGUUGUGCUGAUUGUAUUUAGUGUUUGAAACACCGGGACCUCUUUUGAAAAUCGUGCUUAAGCAAUCGAAAAAAAGAGCUGUUCCAAUUCUCUAAAUGAUAAGGAAAGACACCAUAACAUAUGUCAACACUAUGAGGAAUCCCUCACUCUUCUGUUCACAUGGUGGCAGUACAGUGCAAGGAAUAAAAUGUUUAUGAAGUAUUUUAAAGUUGUUGCACCUCCGUAUUCAAACAAAAACAACUUCUAUUAAAUGUGUCAAGUUUUCCACCAUGUUUUGGCCACCUGAGUUAUAACAGUAUGUCUUUUAUCAGUAUUGUAUUCCCUACUACUAUAAAACAAAUGCGUAGGACAAAAAAACAACCAAGUUAAAGGGGAAAGAAAGGAUCUUUUAAUUCGGCAUUAAAUCAACUCAUCAGAUCAAUGAAGUAAUUCACUGUUAAAAUGACAGUUUUAAUCUUAUCAAUAAAAACACAAUGAAUUCUAAAGUAAUUAGUUUGAACCUUCAUUACUCUGCAUAGACAUACUA
This is a messenger RNA of Platichthys flesus (European flounder), 3284 nucleotides long. Its product is annotated as urea transporter 1. Gene Ontology annotation, molecular function: urea transmembrane transporter activity. NCBI's taxonomy places the organism in Eukaryota, Metazoa, Chordata, Actinopteri, Pleuronectiformes, Pleuronectidae. Gene Ontology annotation, biological process: urea transmembrane transport. Bases 117 to 1268 code for a protein of 383 amino acids. The transcript has 8 exons. The record is from RefSeq and is a predicted model, not a curated record. Gene Ontology annotation, cellular component: membrane.